Molecule: messenger RNA, 777 nt
Organism: Lotus japonicus
Lineage: Eukaryota; Viridiplantae; Streptophyta; Magnoliopsida; Fabales; Fabaceae
Exons: 1
Coding region: 1-777 (258 amino acids)
Source: RefSeq, a predicted model, not a curated record
AUGGUGAUUAGCGCCGCUUCCGACGCAGUCAAGUGCAGAAUGUUUCCAGCAACUUUCAAAGGAAUAACAAUGGUGUGGUUCACAACUCUUCCGCGAGGAUCCAUCACCAACUUCCAAGAUUUUUCGUCCAAAUUCCUCGUCCAGUUCUCAGCGAGCAAGACUAAGCAAGUGACGAUCGAGGACUUGUACAACGUGCGACAGUCUGCAGGGGAGACUCUGAAACAAUACGUGAAACGAUUCAGUGCUGCGUCGGUAAAGAUUGAGGAAUCGGAGCCGAAUGCCUGUGCCCGGGCCUUCAAAAAUGGUCUACAACCUGGAAAGCUAAACAACAAACUGAGUUGUAAGCCGGCCAGAUCAAUGGCGGAGGUACGCGCGCGGGCGAACACGUACAUUCUUGACGAGGAGGACGACGCUUUCAAGCGAAGAAGGGAGAAGGUGGAAAAGUAUGGUGAUCAGGGGGACGCAUCGCCAGAAGAUAAAGCAAGCAAGGAAAAGCUUGAAGGUAGUAAAGGGCGAGACAGGAAAGUCCGGGCAGUGGAGAAGACAACGAGAGACCCUUUGUAUCCGAGGAGGGACAAUGCUGAGCGUCACCGACCCUGGCACCAGGCUGACUCUCGCCAGCGUGGAGAGUCGGGAAAGAGUCUGAGUGCUCAUCUAACGGAGUUGCUCCGUGAGGUCAAGGCGACCCAUGCCGUUGAAGAGGGUGAAAGGGAAGCAGACCCGCCGCGACCAAAAUCAGAUAAGACUAAGUGGUGUGAGUAUCAUCAGUCAGCAUGA